This is a messenger RNA of Solenopsis invicta (red fire ant), 4118 nucleotides long. It is a transcript of the gene mtRNApol, whose product is annotated as DNA-directed RNA polymerase, mitochondrial. Gene Ontology annotation, biological process: mitochondrial transcription. Gene Ontology annotation, cellular component: mitochondrial DNA-directed RNA polymerase complex. The record is from RefSeq and is a predicted model, not a curated record. Lineage: Eukaryota; Metazoa; Arthropoda; Insecta; Hymenoptera; Formicidae. Bases 127 to 3927 code for a protein of 1266 amino acids. Gene Ontology annotation, molecular function: protein binding; DNA-directed RNA polymerase activity; mitochondrial promoter sequence-specific DNA binding. The transcript has 9 exons.
AACCUCUCUGUUAUUCAAUCUGAUUCAGUCAUGGUGGCUCGUUCGGCGAGGUUAGCGCGUUGCGCUGACACCGUCGUCGACGUCCUCGGUAAUUGAUGACUGACAGUGUGCAGCCUACCUACAAGGAUGUUCAACUUCCUUAAGACGCGCGCGGUCUCGAUGCAGAAUGCACGCAUCGCGUCGACACGACCGGCCGGGACCCAGUGCCGGCUAUGCUCCUUCUGCAACUUUCAUCAUCUGAACCCACCCCGUGCAACAAGAUGUUCGUUGACUCGCUGUUAUUCAACGACCGAUACAGUGGAACUGCAAGCUCCCCUGCAAAAGAAGGUCAAACGUCGCUCGAAGAAGUAUGCAGAGUUACUGGAAGUAACAGAUCAGACAACCAACAACAGGAAAGCAGCAGUUCACAAGUUGAGCUCAGCUCAGGUGUCCCUCCUGGUUGGUCAACCUAAUAUUACACUGGACAAGCUGCAUAAGAUCCCUAAUUUUCGUCUUAAGAAGGAGUCAAUGACGACACAAAUCAAGGACACCCAUAAAAAAACUAGAGUGAAAAAGAAUUUGAUUUAUAUGGACGACAAGGUGGAUAAUACGCAUGGCGUCAUACUUAAGGAAUCCGACGAGCAAUUGGAUGACACAUCGGAAGUUGUGGAAAAUCUGAAAGAGUCCGGCAUGAGCGAUCAAACCGCUUUGAUUAAGGAUUCUUCCUUCCUGGAUAUGCUGCAGCAAAUCGACAAUAAUGAGGACAGUAUAAACAAAGAUAAAAAUCAGGACGAUACUGUGCAGACAUCUAAAUACAACAUGGUUUCAAAUCCGUAUGCUAUGAUUCCCUUCAUGAGUGAGGCCGAGCUUGAGACUCGACUUUCUGAUCACAAUCUGAUCUCUCAAUUAUUGGCGCAUAUGGACGUUUAUAUACAAAUCAAUAUGCCACAUAAAGCCUUCAAGAUGCUCACGUUGAAUAAAAAUCAUCUUAAACGCAGCAAAAUUUCCACCGCCCCACUUUAUAAUCUACUUCUGAAGGUUCACAUUUCCAACAUGCACGUGGAAAAAGCGUUCGAGAUCUACAGGAUAAUGAAGGUGGAUUCUGUCAAGCUAAACGUCCAGACGUAUGCUCUCAUGUUCGAGAUAAUCGGAAGAAUGAAAAAUCCGGAGAAACGCGCAGAGAGCGCGGCAGAAGUGAUGACGGAUAUGAAUCGCAGCGGCACCUCUUUCAAUGAAAUAAUGAAUGUGUCGCCAAUGAACACGACACAGCGCAAUACUAUUCUUCAGUGUAUAAGAUUAUUGGAUCCGAAGUACCAUGUACAGCACAGAAACGUCGACGUCGCGUAUAGCUGCAAUUUACUGCAGAAUCUGACGAUGAACAAGUAUCAAAGCCCAGCGAAAGGAGUAGUAACCAUGAACGAGUUGCAGAACAUGGCGCGUACACAGAUCGACCUAGAGAAGCAGUGUAGGGUGGAUGUGAAGAGUGUCGCAUUGUUCACCGGAGAUUCUGACGUUAGACAGCAGGCUAUCAAACGAAUCGCGGAAUGGGAAGAGAGCUGGAAGUCGUCUGUAGCUCAGGCUUUUGAGAGAAACUUGACUUACUUGAAGCAGAAAGAGACAAAGAUGAAGACUGAUUUCAAGAUCUUGUAUCCCUUUCUGCAGGUGUUGCCCAAGGAGGAAUACAUAAACGCAAUUCUGAAUGAGAUCAGCCAGCUGACCAAGUUCUCCGAGGGGUACAGCUACACCAUGACGCAUCUUUAUCUAACAUUGGGAACAUACAUUUACAAAAGAUACGAAUUUCAGCAAAAAAUGAAAGACGGUAUUAUAGAAAAUUCUAUCGAGGUCUACAAAAAGUAUUUAGAAUGGUACAUGCAGAAGGACUCCGAUGACAAGAUCGGUAACGGGCGUGUCAAGUGGCAGCAGCUCGUUCACGAGGCCGGAAAGUCUGGCAUUUGUUGCGAGAUGGCGGUGCCCGAGUGGUCCCGCAACACUCUGAUAAACGUUGGCAAGUUUUUGUACAAUAUCAUUGUAAACGACGUGAAGAUCCCGCACGUACCCAAGCCUGGUGCGCCCGAGCGGCAAAUACCUGCGUUCUAUCUCCUCUUCAGACUCCAUUCCAACAAGUUUUUGAUGGAGGAGAUUAAGCCUCAUCCUCACUUGCAUAGAUUCUACAAGGACUCGCAUUCGGAGACACUGUCCUUCGAGACGAUUUCCUUGCCGACAUUCUCUCCGCCGAGACCUUGGAUUGACAUAAACACCGGUGGUUAUCUGCUCUCCAAGGUACCGUUUGUACGCGAUAUCUAUAUGAAACCGUCACGCUUGCUGAAAAACACGCCGACGAAACAGCUGUAUCCCGUGCUCGACUGCGUGAACCAGCUCGGUUCAAUCCCAUGGAGGAUCAAUGUGCCUAUAUUGGAUAUUCUGAUCCAGAUCUUCAGAGAGGGUGGCUCGAAGGAGCUGAAUGUACCUCAACCAUCUACGGUAGUCCCAUCUUCAUCGGAAGUGAUCUCGAAUGAGACGGAUAAGAAUAGCAGAGAGAUAGCGAAGCUGCUGCUCCAACUCAAGCGCACGAGAAACGAGAUGUACGCACUGUGGUGUGACUGCCUUUAUAAGUUAUCCCUCGCUAAUCAUUUCAGGGAUAAGGUAUUCUGGAUGCCACAUAAUCUGGAUUUUAGGGGCAGAGCAUAUCCGAUCCCGCCUCACCUAACUCAUCUCAGUUCGGAUCUGGGCCGCUCGAUUCUCAUGUUCGCCCAGGGCAAGCCGUUAGGUCCGGAGGGUUUGGACUGGCUGAAGAUUCACACGAUAAACAUGACUGGUCUGAAGAAGAGGGAGCCGAUGCACAAACGGCUGGAAUUCGCGAACAAAAUAUUGGACUUGAUCGUGGACAGUGCGAGGAAUCCUCUGACGGGAGAGAUGUGGUGGGCUAAGGCCGACGAGCCAUGGCAAACUCUGGCAGCAUGUAAAGAGAUAGAUAACGCUCUGCAGGCCCCGAACCCGGAAAAGUACAUCUGCCGGCUUCCCAUCCAUCAGGAUGGCAGUUGCAACGGUUUGCAGCAUUACGCUGCACUCGGGAGGGAUCUGAUAGGAGCGAAAAGCGUGAAUCUGUAUCCCUCGGACAGACCGCAGGACGUGUACAGCGUCGUCGCCAACAUGGUCGACGAGUACAGGAAGAUCGAUGCGGAGGCUGGCAACAAGAUAGCCAGAGCCCUGGAGGGACACGUCAGCAGGAAAGUCAUGAAGCAGACCGUGAUGACCACGGUGUACGGCGUAACAAAGUUCGGUGCCAGGCUGCAGAUUGCCAGGCAGCUCAGCGACUUGAAGGAUUUUGAUCAGAAGUAUGUUUGGAGUGGCAGCAUGUACUUGGUUGAGAAGACGUUUAUGUCCCUCCAGAGCAUGUUCGAGAGCGCGAAAGAGAUACAGAAUUGGUUUACGGAUUGCGCCCGUGUUAUUACGAUCAGGUGCAACCAGUAUAUACAAUGGGUAACACCACUGGGCCUUCCAGUCAUACAACCCUACUCUAAACACAGCAAGACGAUUAAUCCAAAAAUUAAAGUAUUCAGAAAGCUGGACACUGUGAAACAGAAGAAUGCCUUCGCGCCAAAUUUCAUCCACUCGUUGGAUUCUUGUCACAUGAUGUUGACGAGCUUAUACUCGGAACAGGCAGGAAUCACGUUCAUGUCGGUGCACGAUUGUUACUGGACACAUCCAUGUACAGUGGAUAUUAUGAACAGAAUUUGUCGGGAGGAAUUCAUCGCGCUUCACAGCGAGCCCAUUCUCGAGGAUUUGUCCGAAUUCUUUUCUAAAAAAUACACGAAAUACUAUACGAGUGAUGGACGACUUAUACCGAUAAAAAACAACGAUAUCGCACUGGAAAUUUUCAAGCAGGUGCCAAAGAAGGGUAACUUUGACAUCAACACAAUCCUAUCGUCUCGAUAUUUCUUUAGUUGAACAUCUUGUAUUUAUUACGAAAAACAUACUAUUUAUGCGAAUAUAAAACACUGUAAAGUUUUAACAUGGAUUGGCUUUUAUAUGCGUUGUACGAACUACCCAAUGUAAUAUACAUUAGAAUAUGUAUAUAAAAUAGAUUCUAAGAUAAUAUGUAAAUAGCUUGUUAGGACAAUAAAUUAUCAAAACCUCAA